Molecule: messenger RNA, 1015 nt
Organism: Aspergillus japonicus CBS 114.51
Lineage: Eukaryota; Fungi; Ascomycota; Eurotiomycetes; Eurotiales; Aspergillaceae
Product: 40S ribosomal protein uS7
Exons: 3
Coding region: 106-753 (215 amino acids)
Biological process (GO): ribosomal small subunit assembly; translation
Cellular component (GO): ribosome; cytosolic small ribosomal subunit
Molecular function (GO): rRNA binding; mRNA binding; structural constituent of ribosome
Source: RefSeq, a predicted model, not a curated record
CAGCCGACCGACUGUAUUCGUCGACGUUGCAGGAUCACCCAACGACACCGUCCGCCACCCCUUCACGUAUCCCUCCCUCGACAACAGGUGCAUACGUCGUCCAACAUGUCUGAACACGGCGAAGUCGAGGUCGAAAACCCUGCUGCGGCCUUCCAGGUCCUGCCCAAGGAUGCUCUUGCCGAGCAGGGCAGCGUGAAGCUGUUCAACAAGUGGAGCUACGAGGAUGUUGAGAUCCGGGACAUCUCCUUGACCGACUACAUCCAGAUCCGCUCCCCUGUCUACCUUCCUCACUCCGCUGGUCGCUAUGCCGCCAAGCGUUUCCGCAAGGCUCAGUGCCCCAUCAUCGAGCGCCUGACCAACUCCCUCAUGAUGAACGGCCGCAACAACGGAAAGAAGCUCAUGGCUGUCCGCAUCGUUGCUCACGCUUUCGAGAUCAUCCACAUCAUGACCGACCAGAACCCUCUCCAGGUUGCCGUUGAUGCCAUCGUCAACUGCGGUCCCCGCGAAGACAGCACCCGUAUCGGUUCCGCCGGUACCGUCCGUCGCCAGGCCGUCGAUGUCUCUCCCCUCCGCCGUGUCAACCAGUCCAUCGCUCUCCUGACCAUCGGUGCUCGUGAGGCCUCUUUCCGCAACAUCAAGAGCAUCGCCGAGUGCUUGGCUGAGGAGCUCAUCAACGCCGCCAAGGGUAGCUCCAACUCCUACGCCAUCAAGAAGAAGGACGAGCUCGAGCGUGUCGCCAAGAGCAACCGGUAAAGUGGGAACUUUGGGCGUAUUCUCCGUUUGGUUCUGGUUUUGCGUGUACUGGAGUGGACGGGGGGUUCGAUAGGAUUCAGUCGAUUUGCAUGCAUCUGCGCGACUGUACAUACCUGAAAACAGUCACGGGAGGGAGCGAGAUCCUCAAAAAAUGAGAGAAUUGGACGGCUUUCCUUCCACAGUAGUUGAGAUGCGAUCAUGAAGACCUCUGGCUUUCGGAGUCAGAACCUACCAUUUUUUAACUCUAAACGAAAAGAUUUUA